Messenger RNA from Entrophospora candida, 477 nucleotides. Lineage: Eukaryota; Fungi; Glomeromycota; Glomeromycetes; Entrophosporales; Entrophosporaceae. The record is from the annotation of a GenBank genome assembly.
AUGUCAACUAACAAAGUUUUUGUUAUAAAAGGAAUACAACUUGUUUUUUAUGUAAAACAUGAAGUACCUGAAAAAAGCACAGUAGAGAGAUUAAUAAAGGACAAUGGAGGAAAAGUUGUAUCAAGGCCAAAUGAUGCACGUUGGAUUUUAGCGGAUCCUUCAAAACCACAAAACAGAACACAGAGAUUCAAAAUAUUAUCAUAUAAAAUCAUUAUUGAUUCAAUAAAAAAGAAUAAAUUUCAAUCCAUAUCAAUAUAUCAAAUAGUUUGUACAGCGAAAAGGACCGGGCGAACAGAAUUUACAUUUCAAGAUGAUAAAUUCAUAGAAAAUUUUUUACAAACUAAAAGUCAUGAUUUUCACGGAAAAGUAAUUUAUGAGGAACUCGAACAUUUGAAUGACAGACAUUCAUGGGAAUCGUGGAGAAAACGUGCUAUAGAAAAAGUGAUCCCAAGGUUGCAGAAGAAAGGAACUCUUUGA